AUGAGUAGCUCAACCUUUUGUUCCAUGCCUUUCACUGUGAAUGGCAACCUAAAGCUGGUCCAAUGGAGAAAUGUUAUAUAUUCUUCAAAUAACCUGGCUGCAUAUCAGCCCCUCAAAUUAGCCACUGCCCGCAAACUGCUCGAUGAAAUUGCUAAAAGAACUAGGAGUUCAGUUGCAGAUUUACAUAUUGCUGGAUGUGCAGAUGGUGGGAAUUUUGGAAAUUCCAAUGCAAUUGACGACCUAUUUGGAGAGUCUGUGAUGGAUUGUGCUAGCAAUCAUAUGGAUGAGCAAUAUAUAAUUGAUCAGUUGAGGUACUGUAGCAGUGAAGGAAUUCUUGAGCUUGGAAUAAUAUACCAUGCUUUAACAAUUAAGACCGGGAUUUGGUUCAACAAGUUUGUAGCUACAGCCCUUGUUAAUAUGUACGCCAAAUGUGGUCAAAUAGACAACGGUAAGAUGAUAUUUGAUAGGAUGUCUUGUAUUGAUGUUGCUUUGUGUAAUAGCAUGAUUUGCGGGUAUGUAAGCAAUGGAAUGUUAUCUGAAGCCUUUGCUUUCUUCAUCGAGAUGGGCAAUCUGGAUAUUGUGCCAAAUCACUAUACCUACUCGAUUUUGUUAUCUGCUUGUGGGGCUUCUACAGCUGUUAAAGAAGGAAAACAGUUGCAUGCUCAAAUUGUAAAACUAAAAUUAAUGUUACUUACAGCGGUGGCGAAUUCAGCUUUGACAAUGUACAGCAAAUUUGGAAUGAUUGAGGAGGCCGAGAAUUUGUUCCAAGGACUUGCCAAUAGGAACCUUAUAUCUUGGACUGCUUUUAUAUCUGGACUUUACCAUCAAAAGGCCUUCAAUAAGGCAUUGGCACAAUUCUGUUUGAUGAGAAAGAACAAUACUGAACCUAAUGAAUACACCUUUUCUGUGGCCCUUUCAUGCGCAGCCUCUAUAGAAUGUCAUGAUUAUGGUUGCGCACUUCAUGCACAGGUAAUUAAACAUGGAAUGAUCUCAAUGGUAUUCGUUGGGACAGCCAUCAUAGAUAUGUACUCAAAAUGUGCAGAACUGAGUGGUGCUAGAAAACAGCUUGAGGAGAUGGGACGUAUAGCAUCUUGUGCAACAUGGAAUGCAGUGAUAACUGGCCUUGUUCGCAAUGAUGAAGUUGCUGCCGCGUUAGAGGUCUUCCAUAAGAUGCUAAAUAAUGAUAUAGCUUGCGAUGAAUAUACAUUUUCAGCUACUCUGAAGGCCUGCUCAUUACUACCAUCUCUUGCGAUCUGCAGGCAGGUGCAUUCUCGGGUAGUUAAGGAGAAGUUUGGGACGAACCUGCAUGUGGCAAGCUCAUUAAUAGAAACAUAUGCACAAUGUGGCAAUUUAGAAGACGCUGAGAAGGCUUUCUGUCUAACAUCUACACCGGAUGUUGUGACAUUUAAUGCAAUGAUUGGAGCUUAUUCACAGUAUGGUUAUCCAACGAAGGCUAUAUUCUUGUUUGAAAAGAUGGUGGAGAAAGGGAUAUUACCGACUAGUUUCACUUUCCUUGCUGUUAUUUCUGCUUGUAGCCAUUGUGGUUUAGUUCAACAAGGGAGAGAGCUCUUUGAGUCUAUGACAAGAGAUUACGGAAUUCUACCUGAAGAGAAACACUAUAGCUGCAUGGUUGACCUGCUGAGUAGAUCAGGGCAGUUAGAGAAUGCUCUCGAAUUCAUAAACAAGUUGCCAAAUGAACCCAGUGCUCCAAUCUGGAGACCUUUUCUUGCAGGUUGCAGAUUUCACGGUUUCCUUGAAAUGGCAGAGUUGGCGGCCAGUAAAAUAUUAGAGCAUGACCCAGGUGAUGCAUCAGUUUAUGUCACUCUCUCAAACAUGUAUGUUGAAGUUGGCAAGGUAAGUGAUGCACUCAAACAGAGAGCGCUGAUGAAGUCUAAGUCGAUACAGAAGGAACCAGGUUGUAGCUGGUUGGAGGUGAAUGCAAAGGUUCAUAGAUUCUUUUCUGGUGAUAGAAGACAUAUAGAUACACCAAAAGUAUAUUACAAAUUGGAAAACCUGAUGCAAAAGAUUCAGACUGACUGUUACAAUUUAGCCAAAACAUCAAUACUUAAUACAGAACUUGGACAAGUUACAGAAGAGAAGUGCUUAUUUCACAGUGAAAGGUUAGCAGUUUGUUUUGGCCUAUUGAACUUACCUAAGGGAACUACUAUACGUGUAUUCAAGAACAUUAGGAUCUGCUUGGACUGUCAUACGACAAUGAAACAUAUAUCAAAUAUCACAAAUCGAGAUAUCAUAAUAAGAGAUAAUUACAGAUUUCAUCAUUUUAAGCAUGGCUGCUGUUCUUGUGGGGAUUUCUGGUGA
Messenger RNA from Nicotiana tabacum (common tobacco), 2319 nucleotides. RefSeq names its product putative pentatricopeptide repeat-containing protein At5g52630. Gene Ontology annotation, biological process: RNA modification. Gene Ontology annotation, cellular component: intracellular membrane-bounded organelle. The record is from RefSeq and is a predicted model, not a curated record. Gene Ontology annotation, molecular function: zinc ion binding; RNA binding; protein binding. Lineage: Eukaryota; Viridiplantae; Streptophyta; Magnoliopsida; Solanales; Solanaceae.